Molecule: messenger RNA, 1539 nt
Organism: Coprinopsis cinerea okayama7#130
Lineage: Eukaryota; Fungi; Basidiomycota; Agaricomycetes; Agaricales; Psathyrellaceae
Exons: 2
Coding region: 1-1539 (512 amino acids)
Source: RefSeq, a predicted model, not a curated record
AUGGACAAGGAACUCGCAGAACUGGCGGCUCAGCAAGUCUUAAUCGAGAAGCGGAUGCGUCUCCUCCGGUUCGAAAGAAACAAGUUAUCGCCUGUAUCGCGCCUCCCAGCUGAAGUCCUUUCCGAAAUCUUUGUCUGGCGCGCAUCUCCGACAGAAAAGCCUCGCAUGUGGGUUCCCAGCAUUACACACGUCUGCGCAUCGUGGAGGGAGAUCGCCUUGAAUUUUCCACCCUUAUGGUCGACCAUUCAUGGACCUGCGCAGAACAUGGGGCCGUCGUGGCUGGCUACCUUUCUGGAGAGAUCCAAGGGUGCACCACUCUCGAUUCACAGCCAAAUCGAUGAUUUUCCCAACCAAGACGAAGCAGCCAUUUCACGCGUUCGGCACAUCCUUGCCAACACCUUGAAGGAAACGCAUAGACUACGCCAUGUGUUCCUCUCAGGGGACCUGUCACUGCCAUGGCGUAGGAACGGCAUUUCUGCCUUCCUCGUUUAUCGAAUGACUUCGCCAGCCCCCCUCUGGCCAUGCCCCCUGCUUGAAGGAGGCCACCUUCUCCGAUUGUUUGCCCACCAAUUUGGCCUCUUUUCCGAUAUCACCCAUCUGGAACUCAGCUUCAGCGAAGAAUUCCAUACGAGUUUCCACCCCGACGCUCGAAAUGUUUUUGUUGCCCUCAAUGAACUUCGGGACCUCACGAAGUUGACCCUUGGUUUGCCAGCCUCCUUCGCCUCUUCUUUCCAGCCCCCUCAGAUGAUCGACCUUCCUCUCCUGUCAAGUUUGUCCAUUAGAGCAACACACGAAGUCUGUACGACGCUUUUAGGGGCCUUCAAGAUCCCACUAUGUCUGCUAUCACUCGUCCUCAGAGUUGACGACAUGCCCGAGGAAGGCGACAGCCCUGAAUUCGCCGCAAUAAGCGCGGCCUUAUCCUCUGCUUGGUCAUCCCCAUCUCCAGCCAGCCGUCCUCCGCUUCAAGACCUAACCACCAUCUCCAUCCGCUCAACCCCCCUCGAAGACAUUGCGUUCCGUGCCUCUGCAGGAAGCAGUUCCCUUUCCCUUUCGUCCCCGGCCCCCUUCGACCUAACCGGCCCUCAUUUCAUAAUAUCUCCCGUACAAGUGAAACGCCUCGAGCUCGCUGGCGUUGUCUACCGGCACAGUACGCAAUAUAGUGUCGAACCCUUCGUCUGCUCCUUACCCUCUGUGGAUGUUCUCAGCCUUCACGGCAAGGUUGUGAACCCGGUGGUGGUACACCUCUGUAGCCCUAACAUGCUUCCCAGCCUCCGAGAAAUCGAGGUUAGAAAAGCCAAUUUCUCAAGCAGCGCCGAGGGGAAAACCCUCUUCGAACGUUUCAUCUCUUUCUUGAGAAGACGAAAGGGGAAAAUCAAGGCGGUCAAGAUUGAGGGGUGCAAGGGGCUGACGCGAGUGGACUUGGAAAAGUUCAGGAGGGUUGUGGACGGGAAGGUUGAAUGGGACGGACAGGAAGAGGAUUGGGAAACUGAUUACAAUACAACAGAUUCGGAGGAGGAAUUCUCAGACUCACAGUGGUGA